AUGUCAAAGUGCACUCACCGUCUGUGUCCAAUACUGCGGCAUAUCUGUCGAGGUACCAUCGCUCGUCCCAGUAAUGCCAUGAAUGGUCUGGAGACCCGUCCAUUUAUAGUAGAGGGUCCGGGCAUGAUAGUUCCUAUGCUCUUCCCAGUCCUUGCCAUCAAAGGUGGUGCCGGUUCCGAAUGCGGCUACGAGUUGGGUAAAUCGAGGACUGUCUUGGAAAUAUCGGCGAGUAACGGGGAUGAAGGGAAUGCAAAGGAUGACGACAUCCUCUUGGAAGAUCUUGAAGAUGACCCACGCGUGAGUGGACUCUGGGGCAGUAACGAGGGUAUAGCAGAGUAUGGAGAGGGCAUCGUUAUUGGAGAGGAUGUUGGGUUGGACGAGGCUGGCGCUUGGGAUAUAAUUGAGAAAGAAUUGGUAGAUGAGCCAUAUAACGGUACUAUUCACUUGCAGAAACAGAAUAUCGAUAAGUGGGCUAAGCGGGAUGCUGAUCGCCGCUUAGUGCGCUCUUUUGAAUGUACUAGUAGACCCUACAAUCGAGACGACGAGUCUAGAUGGGCUGAGCAGACGAUCAGCUUAUAUAGGCUACAAGAGUUGAAUGCAGAUUCCAGGUCACGUUUAAGAAUCUGCAGAGGAAGAGAGGCAAUUGCUACAAGAGUUGAAUGCAGAUUCCAGACCGUGAUUGGGCUGAGGACUGCUGAGGACCGUCUAAAGGACUAUAAGCUAAAGGGUUGCGCUCCUCUCUCCAUCUCCCCUGACCAUAGUCGCCGCAUCACCAACCGCAACACGUCUGGGCACGAACAAAGAACAAAGGCAAAAAGUGAGGAGGAUGGGCGUAUCUAUGGGGCACAAGAACCCGUCUAUGCUCUUUCGGCUGUUGGCGAGUGGAAAUUGAGACCUAUAGAAAUAGUGAACAGAUUCUUUGAUGGCUCGGUUAGCGGCGCAACUUCUGUAUGUGAUGCUCUGAUACGCCCUAAUCCCCUUUUGAAACAGGGAAUCGCAUUGCGAAGACACGCCACAUUUUUGGGAAAGAGCCAGUGCUGCUCCUGUUCAUUGGGGAUAUCGGGAUUAAUGGCCCUUGUAUCCGACCAGCAGGCAACGCGACCUUACUAUCUCGAUCCUCCACUCGAUCCCGAUUAUGAUUUGGGAGGUCACUCAGAGACUAUGGAAGAUAUCAUCGACAAGAUAGCUAUGUGGUAUAGGAUACUCGGAUCAAGAGUGUUGAAAAGGCGGCACUCGAGGGAGUCCAG
Molecule: messenger RNA, 1247 nt
Organism: Acaulospora colombiana
Lineage: Eukaryota; Fungi; Glomeromycota; Glomeromycetes; Diversisporales; Acaulosporaceae
Source: the annotation of a GenBank genome assembly